CUGAAUGUAAGUUUUCUUUUGAAGAAAUAUUUUAUAUCAUAAGUGUUUUUACUUCCGUUGCAAUUAUUUACUAUAAAUUUUGUUUUCGAACUCUUCUAGGACUAAGAGUGCCUAGGGAGGUGUGUUAUACUCGGGGCCUUGCAAGAUAGCCAAAGCGAAUACUCGAGAUCUGGAGUACCCCCCAAUUCUCUGCCACUACAUAAUCAAAUUUGGAGAAGGGAGGAGGAUGAAGGAACAAUCGAGAAUGUGAUGUUGGUGAAUGGUGAAGGAUGGCAAUAUGAUUAAGAAGAGGUUGAGAUUAGUUUUGUAAGGGGGAAUUGAUUAUUGUAGAAGAUGAAAUCCCAAUAUGGACCUAGGCUAGCCAAACGAUGCGCCCAAGUUUGAUCGCCAUGGUUCCUAAUAAGGGGUGUAGGAGAAGGAGAAGAAUAAGAAGUGAUCUAAGUUUUGGGUCUAAUGAUGGUAAUGAUGAUGUGGGAGGGAGACAAAGGAUAAAGAAGGAGAUUAGGAAUUUAAGGAAGAAGGGCAAAAAAUGGGAGGAAAAAAAAAUAAAAAAGGAUAAAAUUGUAAAUUGAUAUUUUAAAAAGAUUUUAUGGCUCCAUGUCACACAUUUUGCCAUGUUGUAAACCCUACACAUUAAAUUUUUGUGACAUCA
This is a messenger RNA of Rubroshorea leprosula, 652 nucleotides long. NCBI's taxonomy places the organism in Eukaryota, Viridiplantae, Streptophyta, Magnoliopsida, Malvales, Dipterocarpaceae. The record is from the annotation of a GenBank genome assembly.